AUGCCCCACUCCCGCACCGUCUCGGAGGUCCGCGUGAACAAGAACACUAAUUGGCUGAACGCCCAGGGCGCCUGGCUGUGGUACCUGGGCCUCAUCGCCCUGUCAUGGCUGGCCUUCUCGGCCAUCAUGGGCCCCGGUCUCGCCUGGACCUACGUCCACCUCCUGCACGGUGUGGUGACAUUCUAUCUGAUGCAUUGGAUUAAAGGAUCGCCGAUCGAGGAGGAUCAGGGCAUGUGGGACGGUCACACUUUUUGGGAGCAGCUGGACGACGGGGAGCAGGGGACCAGGACUCGGAAGUUUUUGGCGGUGGUGCCCCUGGUGCUGUUCCUGCUGGCCACGCACGGGUCGGACUUCAGGCAGCAGCCGCUGCUGCUGAACCUGGUGCUGGUGGUAGCGCUGCUGGUGGCCAAGACGCCGGGGAUGCACGGCGUGCGCCUGUUUGGGAUAAACAAGUACUGA
Molecule: messenger RNA, 459 nt
Organism: Ostreobium quekettii
Lineage: Eukaryota; Viridiplantae; Chlorophyta; Ulvophyceae; Bryopsidales; Ostreobiaceae
Source: the annotation of a GenBank genome assembly